This is a messenger RNA of Salvelinus namaycush (lake trout), 728 nucleotides long. Its product is annotated as eukaryotic translation initiation factor 2 subunit 1-like. Gene Ontology annotation, cellular component: eukaryotic translation initiation factor 2B complex; eukaryotic translation initiation factor 2 complex; multi-eIF complex. The transcript is spliced from 2 exons. NCBI's taxonomy places the organism in Eukaryota, Metazoa, Chordata, Actinopteri, Salmoniformes, Salmonidae. The coding region runs from base 25 to 264 and encodes 79 amino acids. The record is from RefSeq and is a predicted model, not a curated record. Gene Ontology annotation, molecular function: RNA binding; ribosome binding; translation initiation factor activity.
CUGAUAGCGCCGCCGCGCUACGUCAUGACCACCACCACACUGGAGCGCACAGAGGGUCUCUCUGUCCUCAACCAAGCCAUGGCUGCCAUCAAAGAGAAGAUUGAGGAGAAGCGAGGAGUGUUUAACAUCCAGAUGGAGGCGAAGGUUGUGACCGACAUAGAUGAGACAGAGCUGGCCCGCCAGCUGGAGCAACUGGAGAGAGAGAACGCUGAGGUGGACGGAGAUGACGAGGAUGGAGAGAUGGAGGCCAAGGCAGAGGACUAAACUAGAUGAAGAACUGAGGGAUUGGAUACGACGACGAGACCAAUUAUACAUAUGCAGUCCAGAGCAUGUAUUCAUAAAGCAUCUCAGAGUAGGAGUGCUGGUCUAGGAUCAGCCCACCCCCCCAUAUGUAAUCUUAUGCAUAAUGAUCUAAAAGGCUAAACUUAUCCUAGAUCAGAACUCCUAUUUUGAGAUAUUUCAUGAAUACAGGCCUUGUCUGAUGAGAUGACGAACUUCAUAUCAAAUCAAGCAUUCUAGAACGUCUCUCCAACUGAACCCUUUGGAUCAGUAGCAGGGACCCUCUCAGGGAGACUGAUAGAGAGAUGGCUACAGGCACUGACUGUCAUACUGCCAAACAGGGCUGGGAAAGGCCUCUGUGAUUAUACCAAUGGACACAAUAACAACUGAAUAUGAUCACUGAACCCUAGCUGUUUGAAUUGCAUAAGAACGGGUGGGUUGGGGUAGGA